AUGGCGCAAACAAUCGACAAACUCCUAAACCUCGUCGUCGACAAGCCCGACCAAGUGCUCCAACACCUUCAAACCAACCCAGAACUAGCCUCACAACAAGACCGCCACGGCUACUCUCUGCUGCACGCCGCCGCCUCCUACAACCACCCCCAAGUGCUCCAAACCCUCUUGUCCACCUACUCCGUCAACCCAAACCUCCUGGACGAAGAUGACGAAACCUGUUUAUUCAGCGUCGAAACCGUAGACAUGGCAAAAUUCCUGGUUGAGCAGUGCAAUGUGGACACCACGCACAAAAACGAAGAAGGCCAAACUGCAGCAGAAAAGUUUGAGCAAGAGGGCGAUUUCCCAGAGGUUGCGCGGUAUUUGGCAAGUCUGGUGCCGGGAGGCGCUGCUGCUUCUAUUCUUGCGCAGACGGGAAAUCCUUCGGCGCAACAGGCUGGUGCUGGUACUGUUGCUCCUGGUGAAGACACAAAUGGAGCUGUUCCUCCGCCGCCGCUUCCUCAUGGUGUCAAGAUUGAUUUGGGGACUAUGGCAGAGGAUGAGGUUGGCGAGGCACCAGACCCGGAGUUCAGGAGGAGGAUUGAAGAGUUGGCAGCCAGACCUGAUUUCCAGAGUGAAGAGGUGCAAAAGGAGUUGCGGGAGCUUGUGCAAGAUGCUCUGGGCGGCAUGAGAGGAGAUGACAGAGAGGUGAGGCAGAGACUCUCAUAA
Aureobasidium musti is the source of this 708-nucleotide messenger RNA. Lineage: Eukaryota; Fungi; Ascomycota; Dothideomycetes; Dothideales; Saccotheciaceae. The record is from the annotation of a GenBank genome assembly.